Messenger RNA from Orussus abietinus, 705 nucleotides. RefSeq lists its product as uncharacterized. Gene Ontology annotation, biological process: G protein-coupled receptor signaling pathway. The record is from RefSeq and is a predicted model, not a curated record. Gene Ontology annotation, cellular component: neuron projection. The transcript has 5 exons. NCBI's taxonomy places the organism in Eukaryota, Metazoa, Arthropoda, Insecta, Hymenoptera, Orussidae. The coding region runs from base 1 to 705 and encodes 234 amino acids.
AUGACGGAGUCUCCGACACCCUCGGCCGUCAGAGUUGUCGAAGAGAAGCAAGAGAGGAACGUCUUCCCGCAAAUCCAGGACAUAAACAGUCAGAUCGCGCAGUUCCGGGACCUGCUGAUCAACAUCGGACAGAGUCGGGACGGUCCGGAACUCCGGGAAAGGAUCAGAAAACUGCGGCGAAACUGCGUCGAGGCUUGCAAGGGCGCCUCUCAGCUGGUCCUGCCGCAGAUGCGAAGCGCGAUGGACCUCGGGAUUCCGGCGGACAGCCCGAACCUGGUGCUGCUCUUCUUUCUGGCCCAACUCUUCCUGAGGGAGUUGCAAAAGUGCAAGUACUUGGUCGGAAUCGUGCCGAUGGACAUGUCGGGGUAUUACGAGAGCAAAGCCGGACCGUCGAAUAUCGGGAACGUGAUUUCGCAGAUCCUCCUGUGCAAGCAGAUCACCCCGGACUUCAACGAGGAGGAGCUCUGCAGCAUCCGGAAGGACUCGGAGGAGAUAAGCGCCCUCAUAUCCGAGCUGCAGGAAUUUAUGCCGCAGUCGGAAGCUGACACGGAGAAGCCCGUGGCACUGCAGGGCGCGGGUCCUCGCAACGGGCGCAAUAACGGGAACCGGAAGAGCUACCCGUGGGAUAGGAAGACAAGGCAUCCGUCUUACUUCCGGGGAGGCUUCAACUUCCUCUGCUGCGCCGGCAGGCCGAACUACGUUUGA